AAAUUUAAAGGCGGGGCUGCCCGUGCGCCCUGAAGCAUCGGCCGCGGAGGGUCCUGGCCAUUUUCCUGGGACCUGUUCAGCCUAAGACGAUGGCGGAGGAAGGAGCCGUGGCCGUCUGCGUGCGAGUGCGGCCGCUGAACAGCAGAGAAGAAUCACUUGGAGAAACUGCCCAAGUUUACUGGAAAACUGACAAUAAUGCCAUUUAUCAAGUUGAUGGAAGUAAAUCCUUCAAUUUUGAUCGUGUCUUUCAUGGUAAUGAAACUACCAAAAAUGUGUAUGAAGAAAUAGCAGCACCAAUCAUCGAUUCUGCCAUACAAGGCUACAAUGGUACUAUAUUUGCCUAUGGACAGACCGCUUCAGGAAAAACAUAUACCAUGAUGGGCUCAGAAGAUCAUUUGGGAGUUACACCCAGGGCAAUUCAUGACAUUUUCCAAAAAAUUAAGAAGUUUCCUGAUAGGGAAUUUCUCUUACGUGUAUCUUACAUGGAAAUAUACAAUGAAACCAUUACAGAUUUACUCUGUGGCACUCAAAAAAUGAAACCUCUUAUUAUUCGAGAAGAUGUCAAUAGGAAUGUGUAUGUUGCUGAUCUCACAGAAGAAGUUGUAUAUACAUCAGAAAUGGCUUUGAAGUGGAUUACAAAGGGAGAAAAGAACAGGCAUUAUGGAGAAACAAAAAUGAAUCAAAGAAGCAGUCGUUCUCAUACCAUCUUUAGGAUGAUUUUGGAAAGUAGAGAGAAGGGUGAACCUUCUAAUUGUGAAGGAUCUGUUAAGGUAUCCCAUUUGAAUUUGGUUGAUCUUGCAGGCAGUGAAAGAGCUGCUCAAACAGGAGCUGAAGGUGUGCGACUCAAGGAAGGCUGUAAUAUAAAUCGAAGCUUAUUUAUUUUGGGACAAGUGAUCAAGAAACUUAGUGAUGGACAGGUUGGCGGUUUCAUAAAUUAUCGAGAUAGCAAGUUAACACGAAUUCUCCAGAAUUCCUUGGGAGGAAACGCAAAGACACGUAUUAUCUGCACAAUUACUCCAGUAUCUUUUGAUGAAACCCUUACUACUCUCCAGUUUGCCAGUACUGCUAAAUAUAUGAAGAAUACUCCUUAUGUUAAUGAGGUAUCAACUGAUGAAGCUCUCCUGAAAAGGUAUAGAAAAGAAAUAAUGGAUCUUAAAAAACAAUUAGAGGAGGUUUCUUUAGAGACGCGAGCUCAGGCAAUGGAAAAAGACCAAUUGGCCCAACUUUUGGAAGAAAAAGAUUUGCUUCAGAAAGUACAGAAUGAGAAAAUUGAAAACUUAACACGGAUGCUGGUGACCUCUUCUUCCCUCACAUCACAACAGGAAUUAAAGGCUAAAAGAAAACGAAGAGUUACUUGGUGUCUUGGCAAAAUUAACAAAAUGAAGAACUCAAACUAUGCAGAUCAAUUUAAUAUGCCAACAAAUAUAACAACAAAAACACACAAGCCGUCUAUAAAUUUAUUAGGGGAAAUUGAUGAAUCUGUCUGUUCAGAGUCUGAUGUUUUCAGUAACACUCUUGAUACAUUAAAUGAGAUAGAAUGGAAUCCAGCAGCAAAGCUACUAAAUCAGGAGAAUAUAGAAAGUGAGUUGAACUCACUUCGUGCAGACUAUGAUAAUCUGGUAUUAGACUAUGAACAACUACGAACAGAAAAAGAAGAAAUGGAAUUGAAAUUAAAAGAAAAGAAUGAUUUGGAUGAAUUUGAGGCUCUAGAAAGAAAAACUAAAAAAGAUCAAGAGAUGCAACUAAUUCAUGAAAUUUCGAACUUAAAGAAUUUAGUUAAGCAUGCAGAAGUAUAUAAUCAAGAUCUUGAGAAUGAACUAAGUUCAAAAGUAGAGCUGCUUAGAGAAAAGGAAGACCAGAUUAAGAAGCUACAGGAAUACAUAGACUCUCAAAAGCUAGAAAAUAUAAAAAUGGACUUGUCAUACUCAUUGGAAAGCAUUGAAGACCAAAAACAAAUGAAACAGACUCUGUUUGAUGCUGAAACUGUAGCCCUUGAUGCCAAGAGAGAAUCAGCCUUUCUUAGAAGUGAAAAUCUGGAGCUGAAAGAGAAAAUGCAAGAACUUGCAAGUACAUACAAGCAAAUGGAAAAUGAUAUUCAGUUAUAUCAAAGCCAAUUGGAGGCAAAAAAGAAAAUACAAGUUGAUCUGGAGAAAGAAUUACAAUCUGCUUUUAAUGAGAUAACAAAACUCACCUCCCUUAUAGAUGGCAAAGUUCCAAAAGAUUUGUUCUAUAAUUUGGAAUUGGAAGGAAAGAUUACUGAUCUUCAGAAAGAACUAAAUAAAGAAGUUGAAGAAAAUGAAGCUUUGCGGAAAGAAGUCAAUUUGCUUUCAGAAUUGAAAUCUUUACCUUCUGAAGUAGAAAGACUGAGGAAAGAGAUACAUGACAAAUCUGAAGAGCUCCGUAUAAUAACAUCAGAAAAAGAUACAUUAUUUUCUGAAGUAGUUCAUAAGGAGAGUAGAGUUCAAGAUUUACUUGAAGAAAUUGGGAAAACAAAAGAUGAUCUAGCAACUACCCAGUCAAAUUAUAAAAGCACUGAUCAAGAAUUCCAAAAUUUCAAAACCCUUCAUAUGGACUUUGAUCAAAAGUAUAAGAUGGUCCUUGAGGAGAAUGUGAGAAUGAAUCAGGAAAUAGUUAAUCUCUCUAAAGAAGCACAAAAAUUUGAUUCAAGUUUGGAUGCUUUGAAGACCGAGCUUUCUUACAAGACCCAAGAACUUCAGAAGAAAACAUGUGAGGUUCAAGAAAGACUAAAUGAGAUGGAACAGCUGAAGGAACUAUUAGAAAAUAGAGAUUCUACACUGCAAACUGUAGAAAGGGAGAAAACACUGAUUACUGAGAAACUGCAGCAAACUUUAGAAGAAGUAAAAACUUUAACUCAAGAAAAAGAUGACCUAAAACAACUCCAAGAGAGCCUACAAAUUGAGAGGGACCAACUCAAAAGUGAUAUUCAUGAUACUGUAAACAUGAACAUAGAUACUCAAGAACAAUUACGAAAUGCUCUUGAAUCUUUGAAACAACAUCAAGAAACAAUUAAUACACUAAAAUUGAAAAUUUCUGAGGAAGUUUCCAGGAAUUUGCAUAUGGAGGAAAAUACAGGAGAAACUAAAGAUGAAUUUCAGCAAAAGAUGGUUGGCAUAGAUAAAAAACAGGAUUUGGAAGCUAAAAAUACCCACACUCUAACUGCAGAUGUUAAGGAUAAUGAGAUAAUUGAGCAACAGAGGAAGAUAUUUUCUUUAAUACAAGAGAAGAAUGAACUCCAACAAGUGUUAGAGAGUGUUAUAGCAGAAAAGGAACAAUUGAAGACUGACCUAAAGGAAAAUAUUGAAAUGACCAUUGAAAACCAGGAAGAAUUAAGAAUUCUUGGAGAUGAACUUAAAAAGCAACAAGAGAUAGUUGCACAAGAAAAGAACCAUACCAUAAAGAAAGAAGAAGAGCUUUCUAGGACCUGUGACAGACUGGCAGAAGUUGAAGAAAAACUAAAGAAAAAGAGCCAGCAACUCCAAGAAAAACAGCAACAACUUCUUAAUGUACAAGAAGAGAUGAGUGAGAUGCAGAAAAAGAUUAAUGAAAUGGAGAAUUUAAAGAAUGAAUUAAAGAACAAAGAAUUGACAUUGGAACAUAGGGAAGCAGAGAGACUUGAGUUGGUUCAGAAACUUAAUGAAAAUUAUGAGGAAAUGAAAUCUAUAACCAAAGAAAGAAAAGUUCUAAAGGAAUUACAGGAGUCAUUUGAAACAGAGAGAGACCAACUUAGAGGAUAUAUAAGAGAAAUUGAAGCUACAGGCCUACAAACAAAAGAAGAGCUAAAAAUUGCUCACAUUCACCUAAAAGAACACCAAGAAACUAUUGAUGAACUAAGAAGAAGUGUAUCUGAGAAGACAGCUCAAAUAAUAAAUAUUCAGGACUUAGAAAAAUCCUAUACCAAAUUACAAGAAGAGAUCCCAGUGCUUAAUGAGGAACGGGAGUUACUUCCUAAUGUGAAAGAAGUUAGUGAGACUCAGGAAACAGUGAAUGAACUGGAGUUAUUAAAAGAACAGUCCGCAAUCAAGGACUCAACAACACUGGCAAGCAUAGAAAUGGAAAGGCUCAAGUUGAAUGAAAAAUUUCAAGAAAGUCAGAAAGAGAUAAAAUCUCUAACCAAGGAAAGAGACAACCUUAAAAUGAUAAAAGAAGCCCUUGAAGUUAAACAUGACCAGCUGAAAGAACACAUUAGAGAAACUUUGGCUAAAAUCCAAGAGUCUCAAAGCAAACAAGAACAGUCCUUAAAUAUGAAAGAAAAAGACAAUGAGACUACUAAAAUUGUGAGUGAGAUGGAGCAAUUCAAACCCAAAGAUUCAGCACUGCUAAGGAUAGAAAUAGAAAUGCUCAGAUUGUCCAAAAGACUUCAAGAAAGUCAUGAUGAAAUGAAAUCUGUAGCUAAGGAGAAAGAUGACCUACAGAGGCUGCAAGAAGUUCUUCAGUCUGAAAGUGACCAGCUCAAAGAAAAUAUAAAAGAAAUUGCAGCUAAACACCUGGAAACUGAAGAGGAACUUAAAGUUGUUCAUUGUUGCCUGAGAGAACAAAAGGAAACUAUUGAUGAUUUAAGAGUGAAUAUUUCAGAGAAGGAAACUGAAAUAUCAACCAUUCAAAAAGAAUUAGAAGCAAUCAAUGAUAAAUUACAGAACAAGAUCCAGGAGAUUUAUAAGAAAGAGGAACAACUUAAUAUAAAACGAAUUAGUGAGACUCAGGAAAAAGUGAAUGAACUGAAACAAUUCAAGGAACAUCUCAAAGCCAAGGAUCCAGCACUACAAAGUAUAGAAAGUAAGAUGCUCGAGUUGACUAGCAGACUUCAAGAAAGUCAAGAAGAAAUACAAAUUAUGAUUAAGGAAAAAGAGGAAAUGAAAAGAGUACAGGAGGCCCUUCAGAUAGAGAGAGACCAACUGCAAGAAAACACUAAAGAAAUUAUAGCUAAAAUGCAAGAAUCUCAAGAAAAAGAAUAUCAGUUUCUUAAGAUGACAGCUGUCAAUGAGACUCAGGAAAAAAUGUGUGAAAUAGAACACUUGAAGGAGCAAUUUGAGACCCAGAAGUUAAACCUGGAAAACAUAGAAAUGGAGAAUAUAAGGUUGACUCGGAUACUACAUGAAAACCUUGAAGAAAUGAGAUCUGUAACAAAAGAAAGAGAUGACCUUAGAAGUGUGGAGGAGACGCUCAAAGUAGAGAGAGACCAGCUCAAGGAAAACCUUAGAGAAACUAUAACUAGAGACCUAGAAAAACAAGAGGAGCUAAAAAUUGUUCACAUGCAUUUGAAGGAGCACCAAGAAACUAUUGAUGAACUCAGAGGGAUUGUUUCAGAGAAAACAAAUGAAAUAUCAAAUAUGCAAAAGGACUUAGAAAACUCAAAUGCUGCCUUAAAAGCACAGGAUCUGAAAAAACAAGAAGAACUAAGAAUUGCUCACAUGCAUCUGAAAGAGCACCAGGAAACUAUUGACAAACUCAGAGGAAUUGUUUCUGAGAAGACAGAUAAAAUAUCAAAUAUACAAAAAGAUUUAGAAAAUUCAAAUGCUAAAUUACAAGAAAAGAAUCAAGAACUUAAGGCAAAUGAACAUCAACUUUUUAAGUUAAAAAAAGAUGUCAAUGAGACACAGAAAAAAGUGUCCGAAAUGGAGCAACUAAAGAAGCAAAUAAAAGACCAAAGCUUAACUCUGAGUAAAAUAGAAACGGAGAACUUAAAUUUGGCUCAGAAACUUCAUGAAAACCUUGAAGAAAUGAAAUCUGUAAUGAAAGAAAGAGAUAAUCUAAGAAGAGUAGAGGAAACACUCAAACUGGAGAGAGACCAACUCAUGGAAAGCCUACAAGAAACCAAAGCUAGAGAUCUGGAAAUACAACAGGAACUAAAAACUGCUCAUAUGCUAUCAAAAGAACACAAGGAAACUAUUGAUAAACUUAGAGAAAAAAUUUUAGAAAAGACAACUCAAAUUUCAAACAUUCAAAAGGAUUUAGAUAAAUCAAAAGAUGAAUUACAGAAAAAGAUCCAAGAACUUCGGAAAAAAGAACUUCAUCUGCUUAGAAUGAAAGAAGAUGUCAAUAUGAGUCAUAAAAAAAUUAAUGAGAUGGAACAGUUGAAGAAGCAAUUUGAGGCCCAAAACUUAUCUAUGCAAAAUCAGGACCAACAGAACCACCAAGUAAAACCUGAAAAAAGGUUACUAAGUGAUGGACAACAGCACCUUACAGAAAGCCUGAGAGAAAAGUGCUCUAGAAUAAAAGAGCUUUUGAAGAGAUACUCAGAGAUGGAUGAUCAUUAUGAGUGCUUGAAUAGAUUGUCUCUUGACUUAGAGAAGGAAAUUGAAAUCCAAAAAGAGCUUUCAAUGAGAGUUAAAGCAAACCUCUCACUUCCCUAUUUACAAACCAAACACAUUGAAAAACUUUUUACUGCAAACCAGAGAUGUUCCAUGGAAUUCCACAGAAUCAUGAAGAAACUUAAGUAUGUGUUAAGCUAUGUUACAAAAAUAAAAGAAGAACAACAUGAGUCCAUCAAUAAAUUUGAAAUGGAUUUUAUUGAUGAAGCGGAAAAGCAAAAGGAAUUGCUAAUUAAAAUACAGCACCUUCAACAAGAUUGUGAUGUACCAUCCAGAGAAUUAAGGGAUCUCAAAUUGAACCAGAAUAUGGAUCUACAUAUUGAGGAAAUUCUCAAAGAUUUCUCAGAAAGUGAGUUCCCUACCAUAAAGACUGAAUUUCAGCAAAUACUAAGUAAUAGGAAAGAAAUGACACGGUUUUUGGAAGAGUGGUUAAAUACUCGUUUUGAUAUAGAAAAGCUUAAAAAUGGCAUCCAGAAAGAAAAUGAUAGGAUUUGUCAAAUGAAUAACUUCUUUAAUAACAGAAUAAUUGCCAUAAUGAAUGAAUCAACAGAGUUUGAGGAAAGAAGUGCUACCAUAUCCAAAGAGUGGGAACAGGACCUGAAAUCACUGAAAGAGAAAAAUGAAAAACUAUUUAAAAACUACCAAACAUUAAAGACCUCCUUGGCAUCUGGUGCCCAGGUUAAUCCUACCACACAAGACAAUAAGAAUCCUCAUGUUACAUCAAGAGCUACACAGUUAACGACAGAGAAAAUUCGAGAACUGGAAAAUUCGCUACAUGAAGCUAAAGAAAGUGCUAUGCAUAAGGAAAGCAAGAUUAUAAAGAUGCAGAAAGAACUUGAGGUGACUAAUGACAUAAUAGCAAAACUUCAAGCCAAAGUUAAUGAAUCAAAUAAAUGCCUUGAAACAACAAAAGAGACAAUUCAAGUACUUCAGGACAAAGUUGCUUUAGGAGCUAAGCCAUAUAAAGAAGAAAUUGAAGAUCUCAAAACGAAGCUUGUGAAAAUAGACCUAGAGAAAAUGAAAAAUGCCAAAGAAUUUGAAAAGGAAAUCAGUGCUACAAAAGCCACUGUAGAAUAUCAAAAGGAAGUUAUAAGGCUAUUGAGAGAAAAUCUCAGAAGAAGUCAACAGGCCCAAGAUACCUCAAUGAUAUCAGAACAUACUGAUUCUCAGCCUUCAAAUAAACCCUUAACUUGUGGAGGUGGCAGCGGCAUUGUACAAAACACAAAAGCUCUUAUUUUGAAAAGUGAACAUAUAAGGCUAGAAAAGGAAAUUUCUAAGUUAAAGCAGCAAAAUGAACAGCUAAUAAAGCAAAAGAAUGACUUGUUAAGCAAUAAUCAGCAUCUUUCCAAUGAGGUCAAAACUUGGAAGGAAAGAACACUUAAAAGAGAGGCUUACAAACAAGUAACUUGUGAGAAUUCUCCGAAGUCUCCUAAAGUGACUGGAACAGCUUCUAAAAAGAAACAAAUUACACCCUCUCAAUGCAAGGAACGGAAUUUACAUGAUCCUACGCCAAAAGAAUCACCAAAAUCUUGGUUUUUUGAUAGCCGAUCAAAGUCUUUACCAUCACCUCAUCCAGUUCGCUAUUUUGAUAACUCAAAUUUAGGUCUUUGUCCAGAGGUACAAAAUGCAGGAGCAGAGAGCGUGGAUUCUCAGCCAGGUCCUUGGCAUGCCUCCUCAGGAAAAGAUGUGCCUGAGUGCAAAACUCAGUAGACUCCUCUUCGUCACUUCUCUGGAGGUCCAGCAUUCCUUGUUUGGAAAUGACUUUGUUUAUGUGUCUGUCCCUGGUAAUGAUGUCGUAGUGCAGCUUAAUUUCAAUUCAGUCUUUACUUUGCCACUAGAGUUGAAAGAUAAGGGAACAGGAAAUGAAUGUAUUGUGGUAAUUUAGAAUGGUGAUAGCAAUACCUUCUUCUUGCAUAUGGUAAUACUUUUAAAAGUUGAAUUGUUUUAUUUAUUUGUAUAUUUUGUAAAGAAUAAAGUUAUUGAAAGAAAUGUAAAGUUAUCUACAUGACUUAGCAUAUUCCAAAGCAUAAUACAUACAUUAAUAUAAAACAUCAUUUUAUUAACAAAAUUGUAAACAUUUUUAAUACCUUACACAUUCAAUAAAUGUUUAGUAGUUCUGAAUCACCA
Rhinopithecus roxellana (golden snub-nosed monkey) is the source of this 8456-nucleotide messenger RNA. It is a transcript of the gene CENPE, whose product is annotated as centromere protein E. Gene Ontology annotation, biological process: mitotic cell cycle; microtubule-based movement. The record is from RefSeq and is a predicted model, not a curated record. The transcript is spliced from 49 exons. Gene Ontology annotation, molecular function: microtubule binding; ATP binding; plus-end-directed microtubule motor activity. Gene Ontology annotation, cellular component: microtubule. NCBI's taxonomy places the organism in Eukaryota, Metazoa, Chordata, Mammalia, Primates, Cercopithecidae. The coding region runs from base 90 to 8039 and encodes 2649 amino acids.